ACCCUCUCACCACAUCAAGUUCGUUUUCUUUCACAUUCCAUGAGAGAGCAAGGCAAGAAGCUAUCGCCCUUUUGUAACACUAUUGCUAGUUUUCAUCGCCAUGCCGAAACCUCCGAAACUUGCCAAGAAGCCGCCACUCAAACGCAAUGAGAGUAACUACGAUGUUAUUAAGAUUCAGCCUUUGACCACUCAGCAUUCUAAGAGACUCAACCGAAACAAUAUCAUUUUGCGAAACGCGCCGUGGCUCCACUUAUUUGUCAGGGAUGCCCUCAUAGGACGGGGUGAAUUUUGUGUCAGUCAAAUGCGGGAAAAGACCAGGAACUUGUCCGUGGCUGAAUGGGAUAGCGUUCUGCUCAGUUUAAACCAAUCAAGGAAAGAGAGCCAGGAAGAAGUUGAGGAGUUUUUGGGCAAAGCCAUCGAAGCCUUUAUCGCCGACGAGUCCAAGUCUCUGCUGGAGAAGACGCUUGGUUCACACUUUAAAUGGAACUUGAAGAAUAACAAGCAUUUGAUUGACGCCAUCAAUUCAAAGUCCAUGGGCAUGGUUCGAGUAUUCGUGGAGAGGAAAUUCAUCGUGUACAGUCAAUUGAACGAUCUGUCCACCUUAACUAUGGAUAUAGACGAACUUCAAGAGAUCGAUCGUCUCGAGGCCGAAGCUAGCCCAUUCUAUCUAUUGAAUGUAUUCGAAAUAGAUCCUCUCCGUGACCCCGUGAAACGAUCGUUCCAACUCAUUCACUUGAUUCAAACACUUAUCCCUCACAUGUCUGCGUUCUCCGAGCGAUUGGGAAAACUUCAGAUUAAUAUCGAAGCCUUCUUGGUGGACUUGAUCAAGAAUAUUAACAAUUCGGAAAAGGCCAAGAUCUUCCUCAAUAGAGAUGACGCACUCGAGGAGCUCUCGUUGUCGAGUGAUCAUAGUAGUUUUUUUCCUCGGAUCCACUUAGGCCUGACCCUUAACUUGAAGUCCUUCGUGAGCCAUGACAAUUGUCAAAAGUCCAUCUACGACACGAUCAUCGAUGAGAGCUGGAGCAAUCAUCCCACACCGUCCAAGUAUUGUUGGCUAGUACUCAAGCAGGUGAUCCUGACGCCAUUGGUUUGCGCUGCUUUCCUCUUUGGAGGCUGCUGUUGCUACCGAGGUCCCCCCCAAAGAGGAUAUGUCAAUGGGUUGAUUCACAACUUGGAAGCACCCAUCAAUAAUUUCAUAAGUCAUACUGUGGCCUACUUGGCUUUCGUUUUACUCAUCAUCUUGAAUCAGUCGAACAUACAAGAUCAGCCAGGCGUAGAUGUCACGUUCUAUGGCGUCCUAUUGGUGAUAUAUGCCGUGAGCUUUUUGUUCUUGGAUAUCAAGCUGAUGUAUCACCUCUCGAAAAGUGUUCAAUCCGUGGCGAAUUGUAGGAAAAGGGUCCAGAGUUUUUUCUCCAACUGGACCUAUAAUUUCCGCUUCGUGGCCCAUUUCCUAUUUCUGAUUGGUCUUUCGUCAGAAUUCCUGGGUUACAUUCUUGAGCCUUACGUCCUCUCCAGGAAACCGAAGUUCAGCGCUUGUGCCCUUGACAAUGCCUCCACCUAUGGGGGCUAUCACAUCGUUUCGAUUGGGAUUAGUUGCCAGGGCGUUGGUAUUGUGAUGAUCCUAAGUUACGCCAUACAAUUCUUCAGAUUGCACCCAACAUUAGGAGCUUUGUACAUUGGGAUUCGAAAGUGUUUCAGUCUCAUCGUUAGUUUCAUCCUCACCUACUUGAUCCUCUUUGGCGCCUUUGCCAUUGGUUUUCACGUCAUCAUGAAGCACAACGUGGAGCAUUGUAAUCCAUCUAAAACCUAUGAUUGCGUGAGUAACCAAACGAGUCCGGAAGAGAUCUACCAAGUCCCCUUGGAUGUGACGCUCAUUUGCCGAAAUGGUCAAAAACCUGAUCAAAAAGACUGUUCCAAGGAUUGCAUACAAGAUUGGAUUAAAAAUCAGACCAGGGUGAAUUGUAGCGACGGCUCAAUAAUCCAGCCUACUCUCAAGAGCCCAAUCUCUCAAGGCCGUACGGUCCAAUCCCAAGGGAACUUAAAAAAUGAGUUCUUUAGAUUAAACAGCACGAGCAAAGCACUAUUUUGGGCCAUUUUUCAGCCAGGUAACCCCGAUUUGGUUGGAUGCUCUGAUGGAAUCAGUAGACAGGCUAGUCUCACUUUGUGGGGUGUAUAUAACAUCCUCAUUUCCAUAAUAAUGCUCAACUUACUUAUUGCACUGAUGAGCUCAACGAUGGAAGUCAUUCAAAGCGGAAAGAUCAUCAAUUGGAAAUUUCAUUGGACUCAGCUAUGGAUGGACUAUUGUUUCAAAUUCAUCAUUUUACCACCACCGAUAAAUCUGUUGCAAUUGGUCCUUGGGAUGUGCCAAUGUUGUCGAGAUUCGCAAGAUUUGACCCCGCCACAUUCGACGGAGGAAAUUGAAUACACCGAUCUCCUGGAUGAUCUAAAGGAAGAGUAUCUAAAAAAUUUUGAAAACUCAGAUCUUAAUGAUGCGAAUAAGGACGACUUUGAUCGGCUGGCCAAAGAGCAAAAGCUAAUGGGAUCAAAAAUCGAACAAAUAUUGACGCUUGUGCGUAAAGCCUAAUAUUGUAGUGUGCGCUUGAGUUACUCGUAGUACAUCGCUAAAUAAGGUUCUCGCAAGUAUUUAAAUUGGGCUAAUAAAUGAAGUGACUGGGUCGUGGGGGCACUCGUCUUUAAGCCUAA
Messenger RNA from Tigriopus californicus, 2703 nucleotides. Its product is annotated as short transient receptor potential channel 1-like. Gene Ontology annotation, cellular component: membrane; cation channel complex. NCBI's taxonomy places the organism in Eukaryota, Metazoa, Arthropoda, Copepoda, Harpacticoida, Harpacticidae. Gene Ontology annotation, molecular function: store-operated calcium channel activity; inositol 1,4,5 trisphosphate binding. Bases 101 to 2584 code for a protein of 827 amino acids. The record is from RefSeq and is a predicted model, not a curated record. Gene Ontology annotation, biological process: regulation of cytosolic calcium ion concentration; manganese ion transport; calcium ion transmembrane transport. The transcript is spliced from 2 exons.